UGAGAGAAUUAUAGAAGACAAGAAGCAAAUAAAAUUAGUAAUUUAUAAAUAAAAAUAGUUGAAGAAUACAUUAAAAUGUUAUGCAUCCUACCGAAACCUUUGCUCAUUUCAGUAUUUCGCCGGCAAUGUGGUAAAGGGACACUGCGUCCUUUGCAUACGACAGCUUUAUGCGAGGCUGCUCGCAAAGGAACACGUGAAAAAGCUCGUAAGAAAAAAGUUAAAGUGGAAGUGAAAAAAGUCGGUUUCAUACCGCACAAUCAAAGAGAUAAAAAAAUUGAUUUGCAGCGUCAAAAUAAACAUGUGGACGAUUCAUGGAAACAAGUAUCUACUGACAAUUGUUAUGUUGGAAAAUACUAUCGUUGGCCAGUGUAUACGGUGGCAGAAGCCAUACAAUGCCAUCGGGAAACUCAUCAUCCUACUAUGUACAAUGAACCCAAUGCUCGCCUGAUGGUAGAUGUUGAAUUGAAUAUGAAAGCUGAGAAAUCUACUAAAUAUGUAGACAAUUUUCAGCGUGUGGUUUUGGUGCCCCAUAAAUAUGAUCAUGGUGAAGAGAGACGCAUUUUAGUAUUCACUAAAGGAAAUGACGAAAUAGAGAAAGCUCGUGAAGCUGGCGGUACACUUGUCGGCGGAGUUGAACUUAUUAAGGAUGUUACUGAAGGUGGACUUUUGCUAGCCGAUUACCAAUACAUAAUAGCGCACACGAAUAUUUUGCCGGAACUGGUUGCAUUGCGUGGCCUUUUAAAGCGGAGAUUUCCUAAUCCGAAAUCGGAGACUUUAGGUGUCAAUCUAAGCGAAAUGAUACGACGUUUCGCUGAUGGUAUUAGUUACGCAGCUGCCAAAGAUGAACACCAGCAAGAUUUCGGUUUAGUUAAGAGUUGUGUGGGAACUUUGAAUAUGGACAGUCAGCAUUUGGAAGAGAAUUUAAUUCAUCUAUUGAAAGAUAUUAAUACAAUGCGCCCAAAACGUGAAGGUCGUUUUAUAACACGAGUGCUUUUAAAAAGUCCGCCUAGCUCAGAGCAGCUAAAAAUUGAUCCUUUUGUUUACGUACCCGAAUUGUACACAAAACCUGACGCCAGAAAGAGCGCGGCUAGCGACCGAACUGAAGAAGAGGACGAUAGCGAUGAAGAAGCAGCAGCAAAGAAGGUUGCCGCCAAUUAAAGUGAAAUAAAUGUGAGAAGUUUUAUUAAACAAGUAGAUUUCUGAAUUAAGAAUAAAAACUUUUUCUCUUCACAAGAUUUAUAAUUUAUUAAAACUAUAAAAAUGAUCUUUCAUUUGUUACAGCCUAAAGCGCACGAACGAUAAUAUUUAUUAUAAUAAGGGAAUAUAAAUAUUUUCCUUCUCUUACCAGAGAGAAAGUUACAAUAAAUAAUUCAAAUAAAUAUUAAAGCGGAAUUCAUAGACCGCCUCGAGACUGUCAACCUUUAAAUCUUCUACAAUUUCAAGGAAAUGAUGUGAAAAGCCAAUUAGAAAACCUGACUUUUAA
Messenger RNA from Glossina fuscipes, 1483 nucleotides. It is a transcript of the gene mRpL1, whose product is annotated as 39S ribosomal protein L1, mitochondrial. The transcript has 3 exons. Gene Ontology annotation, molecular function: RNA binding; structural constituent of ribosome. Gene Ontology annotation, cellular component: large ribosomal subunit; mitochondrion. The record is from RefSeq and is a predicted model, not a curated record. Bases 76 to 1158 code for a protein of 360 amino acids. Gene Ontology annotation, biological process: translation. Lineage: Eukaryota; Metazoa; Arthropoda; Insecta; Diptera; Glossinidae.